AAAAAACGUUAUUCAAUGGAAUUUAUGGAAUUAUUAUGUCAUUUGUGAAAGUGAAAUAGUAGAAUCUUGCCAUAAGUGUGUUCUCGGUUACAAGCAUAUAUCUCAGAAAAUUGAAAAAGAAUGUCUCCCUGAUUUUGCGCAAUGUUUUAUGGAGAUUUAUAAGCAUUGCACUUCACAUAAAAAUUAUUUGAAUUAUGAAAAGUUUUUGGAAGAUCUUCAACUAUUAUGGAAAGAAUCCAAGAAGCCUAUCACUUGCAGUUUUCCUCAGCUUCCUGAUGAAAUAAUAAUUAAAAUAUUUAGCUGUUUAGAUUUAAAAUCAUUGAGCCGUAUCAGCAGAGUAAAUAAACGCCUAAAUAAUUUAUCACAAGAUCCUAAAUUUUACAAAAGUCUGAACAUACGAAAUAUACAUUAUACAUAUUGGCGCUUCAGUUUCGAUGAUAUAUUUCUCUAUUUUGCAUCCAGAUGUAAAUAUUUGACACAAGUGGAUCUUUCAUUUUGCACAUUUUCUGUAUCGGCCUUUAAUAAAUUUCUUGCUACUUGUGGCAAACUUUUGACUGAUUUAAGAUUAAAUAAUUGCCCACUUAUCAACGAUUCUGCUGUACAUCAAAUUUCAACGAUAUGCAGAAAUUUAAAAGGAUUGGAUUUAAAUGGUUGUAAUUGCGUAAACGAUCAAGGAUUAUCUUAUCUUAUAAAUCUGGAAUCUCUUGAGCGUUUGCAUCUUGAAAACGUGAAAGCCUUAAAUGCUGUAACUGUUUGCAAAAUACUGCAGAGCAAUCGACAAAUGCGUGACUUAAAUUUAGCACGCAUGUGCUCAAUUUUAAAUUUAAACGAAAUCGCAAUAAGAUUGAAAACUUUAUGUCCAAAUUUGGAAAGGAUAAAUUUAGCAAAAACAAAUUUACCAUCGAAAGCUAUUGAUGCCCUUGCCGAUUGUAAGAAUCUGCAGGAAGUGAAUUUUAGAAAUGCGUGGACAAAUUGCGGAUAUACACCCAGCUUAAGGGAUAGCUUCCAUAGAUUAUUUUCCUCUUGUCAACGCUUGGAAAAAAUCGACUUAAGCUUUAAUCAUUUACUACCAAGUUAUGUAUUGGAAACUUUAACACUGUGUAAAAAUUUAAAGUGUUUAAUGUUGAUAAAAGUAACUUCUGUAACACCUGCGACACUCCGUGACACAUGUUUUGAAAUUCUCCUGCAAUGUCCCAAAUUGGAAGAAAUCUAUCUUCCAUUUAUGGUAACGAACAUAUUGACUGAUCAUUGGAACGAAAGAUAUCAAAAUGUAACCAUUUUUUCCUUCGAUUGAUUAAUAAAUACUGUAAAAAUGUGGUGCAAAAUAUAACAGCACACAUUUUAGUUAUGGGAUAUUGCUAAAUGGGAAGCAAAUUUGUAACUAAACUGUGCCCUCAGUUGGUUUCCAAUGUGAAUCAAAUCUGCAGAACACAUUCCGCAGUCAAAUUGACGACAAAACACUACAGCAAAUGUGAUAAUAGCAAUGUGACGACAACAACGGAUUCUAAGCAGAUCUAUCAGUUUACUGUAAAGCGCCUAUAGAUUUGAAUUAUUUCAAACGCAAAUUAGAUCUGUCGCCAAAGUGGUGUCAAAUACAAAUCAAAUCUGCUUUCAAAAGUAAAAGCAAAUUAAUGUUAAUUUCUUAAUUGUAUUGAUUUUUACAAUUAUUAAUUUUUACAAUAAAAAGUUACUCUGUUAAAAUACACUAUCUCAUUUAUUUUUGUCUUUGAACCCAAUGUUGAAUACUCGCUUUCAAAAUCACUUUAUUAGAAUAUACAUGUAAGUAAAAUAUUUCAUAUUGUUGCACUUUUUAUAUUUUAUUGUGUACAAUUUUUACUAACAAAGAAUAAACUCUGCCGCAUCAAUCAAUAUUAGAGCGACGGGAGCGUGUUGCACUGCGGAUGAACAACUUAAAAAAAAAAAAAACAAACCUUUUGAAUUUUUGCCAUCAACGUGUUCAAUAGAUAUAUUUGCUCUAUAUAAUCGAUUGUCUAUCUCUUAAGUACUUUUUAAUUAUCACAUCCCUAGAAAAAUUGCCUUAUUUCUUUAUACGUAUUUAUUUUAGGAGGG
Molecule: messenger RNA, 2070 nt
Organism: Solenopsis invicta (red fire ant)
Lineage: Eukaryota; Metazoa; Arthropoda; Insecta; Hymenoptera; Formicidae
Product: F-box/LRR-repeat protein 2-like
Exons: 5
Coding region: 149-1294 (381 amino acids)
Biological process (GO): SCF-dependent proteasomal ubiquitin-dependent protein catabolic process
Cellular component (GO): SCF ubiquitin ligase complex
Molecular function (GO): protein binding
Source: RefSeq, a predicted model, not a curated record